AUGUCGCAAUCACCUCCUAACCCGCCGGCGGAGGAUGAGCCUCUGUAUGGAGGCUUCUCUCGCUUUGAGGUCGAACUCGAGUUUGUCCAGUCGCUUGCGAAUCCGUUUUAUUUGAACCAUCUCGCAUCUCAGAAGCUCCUCUCAGACCCGGCAUUCAUCGAAUAUCUCAAAUACCUGCAGUACUGGAACCAACCGCCAUAUCUGCGUUACCUCACAUAUCCCGGCCCGACGCUCAAGCAUCUUGAACUCCUCCAACAAGAACGUUUCCGACAGGAAAUCAUCAGUCCCGAGCUCGUCCAAGUUCUUGCCUCCGAAGGGCAGAAAGCGAGCAUUGACUGGCAUAGAGAAGAAAAAGAGUGA
This is a messenger RNA of Pestalotiopsis fici W106-1, 360 nucleotides long. RefSeq names its product Mediator of RNA polymerase II transcription subunit 31. Gene Ontology annotation, biological process: regulation of transcription by RNA polymerase II. Gene Ontology annotation, molecular function: transcription coregulator activity. The record is from RefSeq and is a predicted model, not a curated record. Gene Ontology annotation, cellular component: mediator complex; core mediator complex. The transcript is spliced from 2 exons. NCBI's taxonomy places the organism in Eukaryota, Fungi, Ascomycota, Sordariomycetes, Amphisphaeriales, Sporocadaceae. Bases 1 to 360 code for a protein of 119 amino acids.